Molecule: messenger RNA, 839 nt
Organism: Cucurbita moschata (crookneck pumpkin)
Lineage: Eukaryota; Viridiplantae; Streptophyta; Magnoliopsida; Cucurbitales; Cucurbitaceae
Product: peptidyl-prolyl cis-trans isomerase CYP22
Exons: 7
Coding region: 61-636 (191 amino acids)
Biological process (GO): protein peptidyl-prolyl isomerization; protein folding
Cellular component (GO): intracellular membrane-bounded organelle
Molecular function (GO): peptidyl-prolyl cis-trans isomerase activity
Source: RefSeq, a predicted model, not a curated record
CGAAUUGUGCAGACCCAAAACUGAGUAUCUGAAGUUCAGAGAGCUUUGAGAGUGACAACUAUGGCGUCGGUAGGAGCAGCCGCAGGUGGAGGCGUAGAGUGGCAUGUCAGGCCUCCUAACCCUAAGAAUCCAAUAGUUUUCUUCGACGUCACCAUUGGCACUAUUCCCGCUGGUCGUAUCAAGAUGGAGCUCUUCGCCGAUAUUGCUCCAAAAACCGCCGAGAAUUUUCGGCAGUUCUGCACCGGAGAAUACAGGAAAGCUGGAUUGCCUGUUGGUUAUAAGGGAUGCCAAUUCCAUAGAGUAAUCAAGGAUUUUAUGAUUCAAGCUGGUGACUUCGUCAAGGGUGAUGGCAGUGGAUGUGUUUCCAUUUACGGACAUAAGUUUGAGGAUGAAAAUUUUGUUGCUAAGCACACUGGACCAGGUUUAUUGUCAAUGGCAAAUAGUGGGCCUGGGACAAAUGGAUGUCAGUUCUUCCUUACUUGUGCCAAAUGUGAUUGGCUCGACAACAAGCACGUGGUGUUUGGGAGGGUACUGGGUGACGGCCUUUUGGUUGUCAGGAAGAUUGAAAAUGUAGCUACUGGCCCUAACAACCGACCAAAACUGGCUUGCGUUAUCGCUGAAUGUGGUGAAAUGUAAAACUUGAGUUACACACUUCUACUCUGUUGCCCAAAAUGUAUACUUCUCUAAUUGUCAUUAUAGAGUUUAACUUCCCUGCCAGUUUCUGCUGAAAUGGAAAGCAGACCAUGCUUUUUAAGGAUGUGAAUCUGUUCAAUACAAUGUGCCUUAGGUCCUUGAUAGCAUUUCGGACGUGUUGUCGGUGGGUGCAUGUCAGUUAUAAC